CUAAGAUGGCGGCGCCCAUGCUGAGAGGAGCGAGGCGGCGUGGCUGGAGUCUUCGUUGCGCGGGACCCAGGGUCCGAAGGGAGGCGCCCCGGAGAGAGAUCAAUUUCAAACUAGAUGAGAAGACAGCCCACAGCACCUUGGACUUGUCCAGAAAGGACUGUGGUGUCAUUUACCGCAUGCUUGGGAUUGACCCCACUAAAGUUCCUCAGAACCCUGAACGCUUUAAGGAUUGGGCUGUAGUCCUGGGAGACACCACUGUGUCUAAUGGCUGCCAUUACUGGGAAGUGACUGUCAAACUAUCACAGCAGUUCCGCAUUGGAGUGGCAGAUGUGGACAUUUCCCGAGAAGUUUGCAUUGGCAUGGAUGAAAGCUCCUGGGUCUUUGCUUAUGCUAAUCGGCACUGGAAUGCCAUGUUUGCCAAUGAGACCACUCCUAUCAAUAACAUUGGUAAGCCAGAGAGAGUGGGUUUGCUUUUGGACUAUGAACACAAGAAACUGAGCUUAAUAGAUAUCAGCAAAAAUAUGUUAAUCCACAGCCUUUCUUCUGAAUUCAAAGGUCCUGUGGUGCCUGCUUUUGCCCUCUGGGAUGGUGAACUGGUAACUCAUUCAGGCCUUGAUGUACCUGAGACUCUCAAGAGUAACUAAAAACUUUCCAAGCCCAAUGAUAAAUUUUCAGAGGAUUCUGUGCCUGAGAGAUGUGGGCUGCUCAGGGUGCUACAAAAAGGAGACACCUCCCUUUUACAGUAUCUUUGCUUGGUUAGGAACCAGAGUUUAUAACUGUCCAAAUUGCUUUCCCCACAGAAAAAGAUCAGACUUCUAGGUACUGUAGUGAAACGUAUCUCAAUAUAUAUAUAGGAUGAAGAGCUUAGCUCAAAGAACUCGGCAAGAGGACUACAUUUGAUUCUCAUCUGCUGUGAUAACUAAUAUUUGCUGCCUAGAGAUUGGGGAUCCAUUUGACUCAUAGCAGUUCUGGUUUGUCUGCUUUUUUGACAGCUAUUUUGCAUGUGGGAUCAUCCAUAGCAUUUGGUUCAGUUAUCCUGUGCUGGGAUAAUGUCAUCUUCCAGAUAUUGAACAUCAGCUCCCUUCAGCUCAGUCAGGGAGCUGUAGUCAAGGAGCUGUCGUCCAGAAACAUGUGAAAGGCUACAUGUUUCCCACUUAGGCUUUAUCCAUGUCCUUUAGCUGAAAAGUCUCUUCUACAUUGAAAGUAUAAGUUUUAAUGCUGGAAAACAAGAAACAUCCACUGUUAGGGAGGCCUCUGGGUAUAAUGUACAGCUACCACUGCCCUCUGCUGGUCUGGUGAAAGGACAGUCAAACAUCUAAGCAUCUGCUGUCUUACUGAUAAACCCUGCAGAUCAGUUUAAUAGGAAUUAGUUUAAACUACCAAGAUUCCCACAUUCUAUAAUGUCCAGGCUUGGCAGGAAUAUCACUACAAUUAUUUAUAUAUAGUUAAUAUUUAGGAGAGCUGCAAUAAUGCUGCCAUCUACCACUGCAUAAGUUCAAUCUAGGUAAUGAGGAGGAAAGAUGUAGGCGAUGAGGGAUACAAUUAUGGAAAAACUAUUCACAUUUUAUUAUUAUACUUAUUUAUAUCCUACCUUUCCCUCAAUUUGGGACUCCAAAUGGCAGGGGCACUAACAAAUUCUCUAGGAAAAAAGUUUAAUUUCAUAGAAAAUAAUCAAGAAAAAGGAAGCUGGUUUAAAAAAGACUUCAUGUGCACAGUUGACAGCUGACAAAAAUCAAUAAAAAUGAAGUUGUUUAAAACAGUGUACAGUGGGCCUGCCACAUUUGCUGGGGCUAGGGGCACUGGACUUCCUUGAAAGUGAAAAAUCUGCAGAUGAAAAAAUGACCCUUUACAUGAGAGGACACCUCUCUAGGAAUUUCUAGGUCCUCCACUGGCCAACAUCUGGUAGACGUUGACCAUAGAAUUGCACUGGAGGACCUACAAAUGCCUAGAUUCUCUAGUAUGCCUCUGUGGUCAACUUCUGGCAGACUCAUGCUGGACGACCUAGAGCAGUGGCAUUCCUGCCCCCAGUGUCACCUGUUGCAUGGGGAGGGGGGCUUCAGGUGGCAGUAGGGCUUUCUAGAAGCAGCUUGCCCCUUCGCCACUGCUGGUAUUAUUGCUGCCACCACCACAAUGCCAUUCUCAUCAUGAGCAGAGCAGCAACGAGGUUGGAAGGGCCACAUUUGGCCCUUUGCUUUGCUGUCACGGUGUCAUUCUCAUCAUGAGGAGAGUGGCAGCCAGGUUGGGAAGGCCAUGCUCAGCUGUUUCCUUUGCUAAUGUGGUGUUCUCAGGAGGAAAACAGUGCCAUGGCAGUGAAGUCAUACACACCUUGAAAAUAUUCCAACCUAAUGCCAAUAAAACAAUCUGAAAAACAAACCUUGAUUUUGCCAUUUUAUAUAAGGGAUACUAUUUUAUUUCACUACUGUAUAUAAUGCGACUUGAGCUUCCAUGGAUUUUGGUAUCCACAGGGGGGUCCUGGAUCCA
Molecule: messenger RNA, 2481 nt
Organism: Sceloporus undulatus (fence lizard)
Lineage: Eukaryota; Metazoa; Chordata; Lepidosauria; Squamata; Phrynosomatidae
Gene: SPRYD4
Product: SPRY domain containing 4
Exons: 2
Coding region: 6-644 (212 amino acids)
Molecular function (GO): protein binding
Source: RefSeq, a predicted model, not a curated record